UUUCUCUUUAGAUCUCCCUUGAAGAGGGCUGGUAUAUUUGUGCCUGCUGGAGGUGGAAUUAACUGUAAGAAGGGGGAAGAGAUUGAAUGGAUUUACAGGAAGGAUUGCAAGUAAAUUCAGGGAAACACAUUUACUUGAACAGUGUAACCUUGGGUCUUGUUUUACACUAAGACCAUACAAGAGAUGUUCAAGUUAUCACUAGGCUGCCGGACAAAUCUAAUUCCAACACCAAGGUGCAGAUCAGCGUAGAUCUGGGAUUCAGACCUCAGGAUUUGUUUUGGAAAGAGUUCAAGCGUUGGGAAGAAGUCAGAGCAAGUGAAGAGAACUUGGGAGCUCCAGUCUAUCAGAAGACCAGCUUUCGUCAGUUCAAAUACCAAAGGCCUGAUUAUCAUAAAUUCACAUAGGAAUGCAUAGGUUAUUUGAUCAAAUAAUUUUAGCCAGCUUUUGCUACAUCAGCGCCUCAAAAGUUCUUAACAACUGUGGAUAAUUAGAAAUCUGAAUUUCAACUUUCUUAGGAAUAGCUACUCUUGACGUGUUCUAAAAUAUUUAAAGCAGGAGAAGAAAAUGGACUGAGGGUGCUGUGUUCAGAAAUAUCACUGUCAUGAAGAAUAGGUAAAUUUGUUUUUACAUCUACUGGCGAAGUAUACCUCCAAGGAUCCUGGAUUAUUAUUUUUUUCCAAGUGGACAAGAAGGAUUAAAAAUAUCGACUUUUGCUCUUGCACAAAAAUGCAUUGGACUGUAUUUUUACUUAGGGGUAUUGUGGGCUUCCUCUGGAGCGGCUGGGUUCAAGUGGGUUAUGCAAAAGGAGGCUUGGGAGACAAUCACGUUCACUCCAGUUUUAUUUAUAGAAGACUACGGAACCAUGAAAGACGGGAAAUACAGAGGGAAAUUCUCUCUAUUUUGGGUUUGCCUCACAGACCCAGGCCCUUUUCACCAGGGAAACAAGCAUCUUCUGCCCCCCUCUUUAUGCUGGAUCUCUACAAUGCCAUGGCUAGCGAAGAAAACCCUGAGGAGUCGGAGUAUUUGCUGAGGGUGUCCCUGGCUGGAGAGGCCAAAGAGACAAGAAAGGGAUACCCAGCCUCUCCCAAUGGGUAUGCGCAUCGUCUGCACUUACCUCCAAGGACUCCUCUGACUACCCAGAGCCCACCUCUUGCCAGCCUACAUGAUACCAACUUUCUGAAUGAUGCUGACAUGGUCAUGAGCUUUGUCAACUUGGUUGAAAGAGACAAGGACUUUUCUCAUCAGAGGAGGCAUUACAAAGAGUUUCGGUUUGAUCUGACCCAGAUUCCACAUGGAGAAGCAGUGACAGCAGCCGAAUUCCGGAUUUAUAAGGACAAGGGAAACCAUCGAUUUGAAAAUGAAACAAUUAAGAUCAGCAUAUAUCAGAUCAUCAAGGAAUACACAAACAGGGAUGCAGAUCUUUUUCUGCUAGAUACAAGGAAGACACAAGCUUUAGAUGUGGGUUGGCUUGUCUUUGAUAUCACUGUGACCAGCAAUCACUGGGUGAUCAAUCCACAGAACAAUUUGGGCUUACAGCUCUGUGCAGAGACGGGGGAUGGACGCAGCAUCAAUGUAAAAUCUGCUGGUCUUGUGGGGAGACAUGGACCUCAGUCAAAACAACCAUUCAUGGUGGCCUUCUUCAAGGCAAGUGAGGUACUUCUUCGAUCUGUGAGAGCAGCCAGCAAACGGAAAAAUCAAAACCGCAAUAAAUCUAACUCUCAUCAGGACCCCUCCAGGAUGCCCAGUGCUGGAGAUUAUAAUACCAGUGAACAAAAACAAGCCUGCAAGAAGCACGAACUCUAUGUGAGUUUCCGAGAUCUGGGAUGGCAGGACUGGAUCAUAGCACCAGAAGGAUAUGCUGCAUUUUAUUGUGAUGGAGAAUGUUCUUUUCCACUUAAUGCCCAUAUGAAUGCCACCAACCAUGCCAUAGUCCAGACCCUGGUACACCUGAUGUUUCCUGACCAUGUUCCCAAGCCUUGCUGUGCUCCAACCAAACUAAAUGCCAUCUCGGUCCUGUAUUUUGAUGACAGCUCCAAUGUCAUUUUGAAAAAGUACAGAAAUAUGGUAGUACGUUCGUGUGGCUGCCACUAGCUGGAAGUGCCUGUGAUAAUAACAAAACAGAUCUGUGCUAUGUUUAUGACCGCAAUAAAAAGCAGGGGAAUGGGGAAUUUCCUA
Mus caroli (Ryukyu mouse) is the source of this 2175-nucleotide messenger RNA. It is a transcript of the gene Bmp5, whose product is annotated as bone morphogenetic protein 5. NCBI's taxonomy places the organism in Eukaryota, Metazoa, Chordata, Mammalia, Rodentia, Muridae. Gene Ontology annotation, cellular component: extracellular region. Gene Ontology annotation, molecular function: cytokine activity; growth factor activity. The record is from RefSeq and is a predicted model, not a curated record.